Stylonychia lemnae is the source of this 1764-nucleotide messenger RNA. The record is from the annotation of a GenBank genome assembly. NCBI's taxonomy places the organism in Eukaryota, Ciliophora, Spirotrichea, Sporadotrichida, Oxytrichidae.
AUGUAUUAAAGUAAGUUUGUUAGUAAUUCAAACUAUUAUCCAGACAAAUCAUUUAUAAAUGGAAAGGGAUUGAACAUCGAUAUAAAUAUGGACGACAUGAACAUACUUUCACUAACUCCACAUAGGCCAAAGUAAAACAUUCUAGAAGAAAAAGUAAAAAUAAGUCAAGCUCCCAAAACACAAAUGAAUUCACCUCUGAAACAAGAUAAAAUGAAAGUGAUAAGUGCUGCUUAGUCAACUAUAAAUAACAACAGAGUUGUUAUUGAUGACUUAGACGACAUGGUCGAUGCCAUUCUCAAAGAAGAAGAUGACUUACUAAUUGAUCUUAAGAAGACAUCCGUGUAGCAAGCACCUUUGGGAAAUUUGAGCUCAACACUUUCACCUCCUUAAUCAAAAAAAUACACUUUUCAAAAUCAAGAUUUUAAAAAUAUAGCCAGCCAACCACCUUCUCAGCUAACUCUUAAUCAGAGUUUAACAUAGAAAAACGGAGGAUAGUAGCAGAGGUAUUACGAAGAGAAAAAAUAAUCUAAGUUUAGCACUCUUUCUGGUCCUAAAAAUCUCGUGAAAUAGCAUCUAAUGAAGAUAGAAGUUCAGGAUAUUGACUUAAUCGAAGUUACAGAAUUCCAAAACAGUGAUGAUAAGAAAAAUAAUUAGGAGGAAGAGGAGGAUGAUGAUUUUGGAUUUCUUGCAAGAUAGAGCAUGGAAAGAGGAAAAAUGUAAUCUAAAAUUAAGCUGUUUUCAAAUAAAUAUCAGAAUCGUAAUAAAAAUCUAAUAGUAGAAUCAAAUGCAAAUACAAAUGGGAUUGAUUUCGAUGUUGAUGAUCUGAUAUAAGAAUUGAAAAAUGAGCAAAGUGUGGAGUUUUCUCAACGAAAAAUAAGUGUUCAUAAUGGUAAUCUUGCAAUAAAUGAGUAGCCAACUCUUUAAAAAUAAAAGUCAAUUAAAAAUUAAUAAGGAUCAUCGUUCCUAACAUCCAAGCAAAGCACUAUGAAUAAAUUUGAAAAUGAUAUCUUAGAUUCUUAUGAUGGACAGUCCAUAAGUAGCUUUCUUAAUAAAAUAAAACAAAAAUACUGUAAUUAUGCUCCUAAAACGCAAGAACAGAUGAACCAAAUAUACAAAUCAAGAGAUGGUGUAAGGGCUCAUGAACUCUUUGUCGAUAAAUAAAAUCCUACUUAGUUAAGAUGCUGGAUAUAAGGGAUUCCUUAGGAUGAAAGAGUAACAGCAAAGGCAGCAUUCGAUUAGAAGGGAAAUGAGUUUUUUGGUUUCUAAAGAUUGAUGCUUAAUAAAGGAGAUGUUAUAAAGAUUGUAAGCGCAUCAGUAGAUAACACAUAUAUGCUUUUUGCAUAUAAGGCUACAUAAGAAAAAGAUUAGGAUGAGAUAAAAGACAUAUUAGCUGUUGAAAGUACAAACGUCAAGCCUCAGUUCAAUCUAUAUCCUUAUGGAUAUAGAUCUUAUUGCCUUAAAGAUUGGAAUGAAUAUGGGUAUAUGGACUAAAACCUUUUUAUAUAGUCUGUGAUGAUUGAAAAUGGAGAAGCACCAAUAAUACCUGAGCUAUAUCUAGCCAUAAAAGAUUUUAAUCCUGAAGAUCAAGAACCUCUAAUAGCAAAUGAAGGUGUAAAACUUUUAAAUUUCAGAGCUGGAGAAAUUGUUUAGCUAACUCUUUAGCCAGGAAAAGGAGGAUGGUUUGAAGGCUAUAGAACAAAUGAUCCUGACUGUAUAUGUGGAAUCGCUCAUAUUUCAACUGUAAAAAAAAUCAAUUUCUCCUGA